Messenger RNA from Trypanosoma rangeli, 792 nucleotides. RefSeq names its product DNA-directed RNA polymerases II. Gene Ontology annotation, cellular component: RNA polymerase III complex; RNA polymerase II, core complex; RNA polymerase I complex. Bases 1 to 792 code for a protein of 263 amino acids. Lineage: Eukaryota; Euglenozoa; Kinetoplastea; Trypanosomatida; Trypanosomatidae. Gene Ontology annotation, molecular function: DNA binding; DNA-directed RNA polymerase activity. Gene Ontology annotation, biological process: DNA-templated transcription. The transcript has a single exon. The record is from RefSeq and is a predicted model, not a curated record.
AUGCCACCACCGGUGAUGGUGCUUUGCUGUGCAAACCCCUCCUUUUUUUUCCUCUACUGGGGCGCGGGGAGCAACAAGAAGAAACCGAAAGGCGGUGCAACUCGUCCGCUUUGGAAGGGAGGUGCAGCAGUGAUGGGCGAUGAGAGCAACCCGAUUGGGCAGGAGGCGCUCUUGUACGACAAGAUGUUCCGUGUCAUGCGGACAGUGGGGGAGAUGAUGCGUGACAGGAAGUACCAGGUAGCUGACAAGAUCAUCCCGAGCUCCGUGGAGGAGUUCAAGGAUUGGUAUGCGGAUAUACGAGAUGGGGUUAUUUACCGCGACCGCAUGACGGUUCCGUGCGAACGCAUCGGGGUGUCGCAGCGUAGCCGCGCCAUGGUGUUUUUUUCGGAAGGGCUCUCAAUGGAAACUAUGAAGCGGUACCACACGCAGGCGACGGAAACCAACUGUGACCGUGUUAUUAUUGUGACACAUGGAAAGGUAAAUGCUACAGUUAAGCGGCACGUUGAUGAUCUUAAUCGAAGCAGCCUGGGCUUGAAGGUCCAGCUGUUUGACGAGGAUGACCUCGUGGUGAACAUCACACAUCAUGAGCUGGUUCCAAAGCACACGCAGCUUGAGGAUGAGGAGGUAAAAGAGAUGCUACAGGCCCAUGCAUUGGAGCUAGGUAUGCUGCCUCGAAUUCUCUCUACUGAUCCUGUUGCUGCAUAUUUGGGACUGGAACGCGGUCGUGUUGUGCGGAUCGAGCGCAAGAGCAUGUCAGCCGGCUUUUAUGUGACGUACCGACAAGUGGUGUAG